Molecule: messenger RNA, 696 nt
Organism: Punctularia strigosozonata HHB-11173 SS5
Lineage: Eukaryota; Fungi; Basidiomycota; Agaricomycetes; Corticiales; Punctulariaceae
Exons: 3
Coding region: 1-696 (231 amino acids)
Molecular function (GO): acyltransferase activity, transferring groups other than amino-acyl groups
Source: RefSeq, a predicted model, not a curated record
AUGUCCAGCGAACCGACCCAGUACAUCCGCCCCGCGACGCCCGCCGACGCCCUUGCGCUCUCCAGGAUUUGCCUCCUCACCGGCGACGCGGGCCAAUCAGCAGAGCACCUCCACAAUCGCCCCGAGCUGCUCGGCCUCGUCUACGCGCUGCCCUACGUCUCCCCCGCGCUCGCCUCCGUCACGGGCGGGUACGUCCUCGCCGAGCGCCCCCCCUCCUCCGAUUCCUCCCCCUCCUCCGAAACCAUCCUCGGCUACGUCCUCUUCGCCUGCCCCACGCGCACAUUCGAAGCCCUCGCCGAGGCGCACUACUGGCCCCCCCUCCGCUCUCGAUACCCCUACCCUCCUCCCGCAACGGACGAGGACAACGCGCUGACAGAGAAAGACCUCCACUUUCACAAACUCAUCCACAACACGGACACGAUGUGGGCCGCGCACCCCGGCGCGCUCGCCUUCUCCCCCGCGCACCUGCACAUCGACCUCCUCCCCGCCGCGCAGCGCAAAGGCUGGGGCCGGCGCCUCAUCGGCCGCGUCGUCGACCACUUCCGCGCGUCCUCGCGGUCGGUGAACGGGGUAUGGGUCGGGCUCGACCCGCGCAACGAGAACGCGCGGCGGUUCUACGCCAAACUCGGGUUCGCGCCCAUCUCCGGCGCGCCGGAUAACUGCAUGGGCCUGCGUUUCGCGGACUGGGCUGAGUAA